UUAUAUUUUGUAACUAUGAUUUUACGCAUUAUGAAUGUAACUUACUCAACUCAAACAACCCUUUAUCUACUUAUUUCCCAGAAGUAUCUUAUACAACUUUCCUGGGUAAAUCACUUCAAAUUUUUAAUACCCCUGUCAACAAAAGUAGUUACAAAUGGGGCUGCUGUGACGGGCUUCUAGGCUGGCGGAGCCUGGAGCUGACCUCAUCUCCGAUUGUCAUCACGGCGGCCAUCUUUGACUCAGAAACGACUCAAAAUUUCCAGUUUUAUUUUUCGAAAAUUCCGAAUUCGAAAACCUCAAAAGACUUGUCUUCGAAAGGACGAAGAUUUCUAAAGACUGCUUAAUCUAAAAGCAAGCUGCCAUAAGACGCUAUUAUCUAGAAUGUGGCCCUAAUAUUAAAAUUUUUAAUUUUAUGCGUAAAAUUCUGAAAAAUAAUUGCUUACUGCAAAUGUUUAUUUAAUAUAUUUCGGUCUAUGGUUCGAUUCCCGACGAAAGCAAACAUGUAAUAUAUUAUAAACCAAAAAAAUUCUUAUCAAUAAAAAAUUUCUCGCAUCACACACACUAUUUUUAAUUAUGCUGUCACUGUUGAAAUUGUUAUGCCCACCAUACUGAAAAUAUGUUAUUUUUUUGUUAGAUAUUCAGGAACAUUUUUAAAAUUCAUUAAUAAUACUAUUUUAAACCCUGUGGCACAUUUCAUUAUGGUCGCUAUCUCGAAUUCUAGAGCAUUGCACUUUUUGUUAUGGUCACCAUUUUGAAAAUCUGUAAUUAUUAUGCUAGAAAAUCGGAAAAAGGUUUAAAAUAUAUAAAAAUUAAUAGUAACAUUUUAUAUAAAACACUCCGCCAUCUUGGAUUAUGAUGUUAUGCCAGCCAUCUUGAAAAUCCGUAUUUAUCAUCAGAUUUUAAUGGGAAAAAUUAUAAAAAAUAAUUAUUGAGAUUUUAAUAAAAUAUUAUUUAAAAAUGGCGACAUAGUCUUCCUCCAUGAUAUCCACUGGCGGACUGACCUAUCACUUAUGCCAGGGUGUGUGUGACUUUAUAUCCAGCUACUAUGAUGUCAUGUCUGUCAUCUUGUUUUCGUCUGCUAGAGUGCUCUACCAUAACGUUAGUGUAAUUUUUAUUUACUAUAGAGUGCAGUAUUAAUUUAUUAUUACUGAGGCAUCCGCCAUCUUGAAAUUUGGGAACCAUCUUGGAAAUCUGUAAUUAUUUAGCUAGAAAUUCGGGAGAAAUUUCAAAAUUCAGUAAAUAAAAUUUGCCAUUAAUUUACGGAUUGUUUCGAUCCGUGGAUGAUGCAAUAAUGGCAGUUUAUUUAAAAAUAUUACAAAACUGACAGGUUCGAAAAAUGGAACAAAAGUUCUUUUACAAAAUAAAAUUUAUUACAUAAAGUCUACACUACAACAAAAAACAAACACAUCACUUGAUUUAUACAGUCUUCUUAGAGUACGAAGUAAGUCCUUUACAUGGCUUGACAUGAUCCUGUUGAUAGCACAACUAGUCUGCCACAAUUUCUGAUGCAGUAAUAUUAAAUACGUCCAGAGUUAUAACAACAAUGUGUAUUACAUAAUCACAUUGCAAUGAUGACAUAAUUAAAAAUGGUUGGUGUGAUGCAAGAAAUAUUUUUAUUUUUGUUAAGGAUUGUUUACCAUUUAUAAAUUGCAUGCUUACUCUCGCCGGGAAUUAACCAAGGACCAAAAUCUAUUAAUUAACUAAACGUUUGUAGUAAACGAUUUUGUUUUGAAAUUUUUUUCAGAAUUUUUUGGUCGAAAAUUAAAAAAAAAUAAUAAUUUUAAGGUUAAGGUAAGAUCCUGAUAAUAGCGGCUUAUUGCGGCUUGCUUUUUGGAGUCUUAAGCUGUUUUUAGGAAUUUGUGUUAUUUCUAAGGCAAAGAGUCUUUUGAAGAUUUUAGAAUUAAGAAUUUUUUUAAUUUUCUAGGAAUAAAACGGAACAUUUUCCCCUCGAAAUAGGGACACUUUUAUAAAUAUUGAGUCAUUUUUCAGUUCAAGAUGGCCACAAUGAUGACACAAUCAGGAUAUGACGGUCUGCUCCAGGCUCCCAGCCUAAAAGCCUGUCCCAGAAUCUCCAUUUGUACACUACUAACAAACGAUGUGAUAUUGUUUAUAAGUAACAAUAUAUCUGGUAUUUUUUUUAUUAUAUUUAACUUAAUUAAAUAAUAGGUUUUAAAAAAUGUCAAUUAUUUCAAACAAUAUUUAACGUAUAGGUUAUGUUGUGUUUCAGUUAAAAUUAAACAAGACAGUUUUUACUUUUCGGUGCACAUUGUAAGUGCUGAUCUGCCAAGCGAACGCGUCAUCUGUUUGUAGGCACGGAGCAAUUUUUGGCCGCAAAAAUGCGUGACUUCGCAGCUUCUUAAUCCCUCUACUUGUAUUCAACCUCCGGGAAUUCCCCCUCAACUGAGGUUUGGUAUCAGAUUCUUACCGGAUGUAUUCUGUCACUAUCAGCAACGUCUAGAUUUACAUCAUUCUGUCUUGUUUUCUUUUGGUGUUCAAAACUGGCUCGUGAACGAAAAGCUCUCAGUUUGUAACGGUGGCAGCUAGACAUUUAAAUCUCUUCGAGAAAAUAGGACGAAGAUGUCCGCAAGUGACAGCCCACAGGAUGGAAAGACGGACAGCAGGCCUGGGGACGCGACGGACCCCCUGGGACCCGCUGGGAGCGUCGAAGGUCGUGAAGUCGAGCGGGAGAUGAUGCAGCCACAGCUGUUGCCUCCCCGCGACUUGGAGGAUCCUUGGAUACGUCGACUGGUUUCAGUGGAGGAUCCUCUGGAGCUGAAGGAGAGUCUGGGGACUGACGAAGCGGGCGAUGCAGCACCAUGCAAGUGUGAGGAGGCGGAACAUGGGGAGACAGCUGUCGCCCAGUCAAGUGACACUCUGUGGGAAAUACCAUCAUCUCUUCCACAAUCAUUACCAUGUGCAUCUACAUCAUCAUAUGUAUACACACCCACAUCACCAUCAUAUACACCCACUUCACCAUCAUAUUCACCCACUUCUCCAUCAUAUUCACGCACAUCAUCAUAUUCACCCACAUCUACAUCAUACAAACCCACAUCUCCAUCAUACAAACCCUCAUCACCAUCAUAUACACCCACUUCACCAUCAUAUUCACCCACAUCUCCAUCAUACAAACCCUCAUCACCAUCAUAUUCACGCACUUCUCCAUCAUAUUCACCCACAUCCCCAUCAUAUCCACCCACAUCACCAUCAUAUGAUGAUCAAAACUGAGAUUAUCCUAUGUACUUACUAUUAUUUUCACUACCUCUACAUUUAUAUCUAUGCUUGCCAUUUCAUAGUGCAACAUUAGUAUUUGGAUCGCAUAUCCUUGUCACCAUGACUGGCUGCUCAAGGAAAAAAAAAACACACACACACGUAUUGACGAGUCAUGUUUCUCUCUCUCCAUGUCCGUUACUAUGGAGGCUUUUCCUUUUCAUUUGUUUUGAUACAUCUCUUGUGUUUUGUGAUUUCAAAUUUUCUCAACAGAUUACUAAAUAGUAUCUAAUAUCUGUAAAAGGAAUUUUGCACAAAUGUUUACAUUUAUGGUUGUUUGCACAGGGUUACAGCAUACAGAGGAAGCCUGGGGAAAUUAAGAAAAUAUUAACUAAGCCAAACUGGGUUUGUAAUUUUUUUCAUUUUAGAGUUUUAUAGUUUCUACUAAAAUCACAAUAGAUACGUAGUUGAAGACUCAUCUCAUCAAAUUUAAAGAAUCAACUGUAUAUUGUCAAUCAUCAUUUAUCUCCUCACUGUCAGUAAAUUAUCAUUUAACAGUUGAUCAAAUAUGUAUAGUGGGUUUUAUCUUACAACUGACAGCAUUGAUGGAUUCCGUAACAGUGCAAACUUUGUAUAGGGGAAAGAUUUGAUGUGUUACGUGCGGCCAAAACAUGUUUUGAUACAUAUUUGUUAAAACCACUUGCUAGAAAUAACCAAAGGGAAAUUUCUAAAACAUGCUACAUGAUUACCUAAUACAUACUGCAGGUUCUGGUGGUGUUUGUAGUUACCGUAUUGGUCCGAAUAUAAGGCGACCAUUUUUACAUAAACGAGAGAUGCGAAAAUUGGAAGUCGCCUUAUUUUCGCACCCAAGACGUCAGAACUGCAAAUAUUAGUUCCAAACUGAAAGCUACAGUAGAAACAUUGUUACAAAAUGUUCACGAUUUUUUAUAUUAACUAAAACUUCGUUACCUCACACAGGGAAAACGAUAAAUCCACCCAAUAUUGCAGUAAUUCACAAUUGUUUAAAGUUGAAAAUUAAAAUAUUUGUUCUUGAGUAAAAAUGUGAAUGUUGAAGCAUCUCAAAAUGGCAACCUUUUAUUACACAAUUUGUACUUUAUGUACAAUCGCGUGUCAACAUUUACGGUCAUUUAUUUUCAGAUUUUUAACGGAAAUAUUUGUACUAAAAUAUCACAGCUAUUUUCAGAACGAUUGUUUACGUUUACAAAGAACAUUUCGGAUGUAAUGUCUGCCAACUGUCUUUCCACAAUAUUUCUUUGUUGUAAAACGAACAUUGCCGAACACGCACGAAGACGCCAUAUUUACAGGAAUUUGGUACGUUGCUUCAAAAGCUAUUUUAAUAAUUUCACAGUAAUCCACUCUUUAUUUAUGUAAAAUCCUUUCAAACAACAUAAUUAUCAUAGAUUAUUCUUUAAAAUUCAUAGGACAGAGACACUCUUGUCAUAAAGUAAUAUGGACAAAUAUUCGCGAUCACGUCACCGAAGUACCGAAGUUAUUCAUGGCCGUAUGCUUCACCAUGGCAGCUAGCCACUUGUUUUGUUCCGGCAAGCUGCAUUCUGUGUUUGCGUUGUUACAUCUAACACACAAUACUAAAUAGUAAUACGUAUCUUAAGUGAAACGGAAAGUUAAAUGCUGUUUUUUAAGAGUGAUUAAUAGCCAUUGUAUAAAUUUUAAAUUCGUAGAUACAGUAAACUGUGAAAAAUGAACGAUCACACAUAGGUGGAACGGCGGGGAACGGGGAACGAGCUCUAGACAAAUAAACAGCUCUGAAGAUGACAAUGAUGCAGCUGCAUUAGAAUAAACAUACGAAAAAAUUUCUAGUGUAAUACUUUAAAAUGUAAAUAUUUUCUAAUUGUUUUCUUUUGACUUUUAGUGUAGGCAAUUCAAACUUUUUUUAAAAUAAGUAAUGUGAUAAAUAUAAAUUAUUUGUUAUACAUAAAUGCAAAAAGAAUUUAUCAACACAAAAUGUAUGUCUAAUGAAUUUUCACAUUAAUUUCUGCCAAAAUUAUUUUUACAUUUGUUUGGCCUCCUGAAACUGCAGGUCGCCUUAUAUUCGGGCCAAUACGGUACUUUUCAUUUGUGCUCUUGUCAUUAAAUGACAAGGUACCAAUAUGAAACCUAACAUGCAGUUAUAUCAUUUUAGUGUAUUGCUUAUGUAAGUUUUUUUUCUUGCCAGUUAAGCUUUAUUGAUAGUUUUUAAUCAUGGUGCUUUAUGUAUUCUAAUACUGUGUAUAUCAGUGUUCUAACAUUACAGGGGACAUUAGUCUUCCAUACCGUGGACUACCUAAUUGUCUUGAAAUGUGUGUACUUUUAGGGUGGGUGCACGUUAUGAUAAACUCACAAUCAUCCGUCUUACCUGCCCGUCAAUCAUUUGGUGUGGAAAAUUCCGUCCAUCAAAACCUGACCGAAUUUUAACUUUCAACUGAUGAGUGAAAUAAAACCUCCAAAAUAUUAGCAAAUUACCUAUUGCAGGCAACCUUUACUGUCUUAAAAGUUUUUUAGGCAUAUUUAUAUGUUUAGCUGCUUCCAUUAAAUGUUAUUCUUAGGUUUAGGUUUGAACAUAUUUUUAACAACUGAAAAAAAAAAUUGAAUUUGUUUCACGAAGUGCUUAACUGAUCAUUAAUAUUUAUACAAUAUAAAUAUUUACCGGCUUUUAAGAUUUACAGCCUGUUGGCACCAUUAACAUGGGAAAGUAUUUGAUGGCCAUGUAGACUGUUGUGAACUGCCGAGCUCGUUGACGGAUGAUCAUGUGUCCAGCUGAAUCGGACAAGACGCGACACAACAGCACACAAUCCAUUGCGACUGUUUGAACACCAUAUUUUCAUUUUAAGUUACUUUUUUCCGCAUUCUUGAAAUAAAAUUAUUGUUAAGAUACUGCUUCGUCAAAUAUGAACUAUAUUAAGUAUGUCGGAUCUUUACUAAAAAUACUAAUUGAUCUGCAUCCAGAUCCAUUCUGAAAAAUUAUUAAAUAAUGUAAAAUAUUUACUUGCAAGUUAUUUUAAAGUAUUGAUGAAAAAACAAUCCGUUGACAGUUUUUUAGACCAGCACAUGUGCAGAACACUGCAAUCAUCAGACAGUCUGCUCACAACGAAAGUUGCAAUGGUCGCAUCGUAUCUGAUCCUGCGUGCAUUGCCUUUGUAUAUAUCGGAAGGGAACUACUGUUGGGCAAAAUGCCGUAUCUUGUCGUGUCUUCUGUGUGUUCCUGGCCUUGGUAAUCGGCAUCUGAUUUUCCCUAAAAUUACUUAACCCAAAUGAAACUAGUAACUUUGUAAAUUAAUUUGCAGCACAUUCAAUUGUCUUGUGUUUAAAACCGGUUCCCUUUCAACAUUGUUGUAUUGUUUCAAAGAUUGUUGAGAAAAUAUAGCUUGUUUUGUUUCUUUUAUAGUAGUGGGAGUGUUGACAUGGCAUUGGGUGGAAACAACGGUGCAACAAUUAUACUUUAUUCUGCACUUUUAUGUUUUGACACUAAAUACUUUUAAUUUUAAUUACAACAUUACCACGCAGCAUGAAAAAAUUGUGACCUCGUAGAAAUAGAUAUAUUUCAGGCAUUAUUUUGUUUUUCGAAAAAUGUUGAAAGUCUGUGAAGGACAAAAAAAAUGUAGAUUUUGUGUAUCAAUUUUUGGGGUCCUUAAUAUUUUACAUGUUGACUGUAAGGACACACACACUCAACAUGAAUUUGUUGCACAUUGUGUGGUGACCAUGAUUCUUUUUUUUAAAUCCACUGUCUUGGAUGUUGUGUCUAAUAUACUUUUCUAAGAAAAAAUUGAACUGUGAUUUUUAAUUGUUAAGAAGUUCUGCAAGAUGCUAUAUGACCUCAAUGUAUCUUCAGCUCUCAAGUUGACCUGGAUUUUGAAGCGGUGUCUCUUUUUUGAAAAUGUAUUUUUAAUGUAAAGUAAUGAUAAGUACAAUUGUUUGCUCAUAAUGUUUCUUGUGAUUGACGGGAACAAGUAAUUAUUGUAUACUAAUCAAGAUCUUGAUUUGUAAAUUAUAUCCGGCUCUAAACUCUGAAAGUAAAUUAAUUAGUAAAUUGUAAUCACAAGUGGAAAAAAAAAGUAAUAAAUUAUUAUUAAAAAUUAAUUUAUUCUUGUUUUGUAAGAAAUCACUGAUUGUACUGUGCAACACCCAUAAUUCUCUGGACUUCCAGUUCUUUCAUGAUGUUGAGUGGCAGAAAGAGGGAUGCUGUACAGCAUUCAUUUGAACAUUCUGAGAGCCAGAAUAGUGUAUUAACACUUCAUUCCAACCCUGAUUUGAUUCGCGGAUUCAUUUCGCGGUAGGAUAGAGUAGAAAUACUUUUGACAUGAUUGGGCCACAGUUUAUCUGAAGGACUCUGGGCCAAUGAAAAAUCUUUAACAGAAGAAUUAGCGAAUCACUAUCAUUCCAGUCAACAGGUGUUACGAGUCGGUAACCAAUCAGCAGAUGUAAUUUGCACGAGUGCAUAGAGGAUCAUGGAGUCUAUCCUUUAGGGAUUUGAAAUCGCAGUUUUAGAGGUCUCUAGUGAUUUGUGACAAACCUCACAGGCUAAAUAAUUUUUAUUAGAAUUUAUAUCUUGUGAAUACUACAGUGUUGAGAUUUACAUCACAUUAUCAUAAAUAGCUACUAUACAUAUUUGCAAUUUUUCUUCAUAAGGUUUUCCCUGAUGGUAGAUAUUCUGUUAAUAAGUUGGAUUGACGGGGCUUGUUAAAAAGAAUAAAAUAAAAGCACUACACACCUGUGCAUUUUAUUAAGCUAAAUUAUAUUACAGUCAUUUUUUGGAAAACACUAUACAAAGUUUACAACACAACAGGAGAAAGUGAAAUAACCCUCUCAAAUUUUAUUGGAAUGUAAAGAAUUAAGCUCUUUUUUUAUUAUCCCACGAAAGUCUUAAGCAUAAGCCAACAUCAAGUCAUGACAUGAGUUUAUCUGCAUGUUGAGUGGGCGAGAAUAUA
Molecule: messenger RNA, 8150 nt
Organism: Bacillus rossius redtenbacheri
Lineage: Eukaryota; Metazoa; Arthropoda; Insecta; Phasmatodea; Bacillidae
Exons: 3
Coding region: 2578-3225 (215 amino acids)
Biological process (GO): transcription by RNA polymerase II
Molecular function (GO): DNA binding
Source: RefSeq, a predicted model, not a curated record